ACAAAAUAGUAUUUACUCAAGUGAUCUAUUUAUUGCAUUGGAUGAUACAGUAAGAAGUUUAGCUAGCUAGCGAGAGCUCUUACAACGGAAUCAACGCCGUUUCUCUCCACGCCUCUCCUCUCCUCUCAUUAAAGCGGUUAUAGACAGAGAAACUGAGACAUUUUUGACAGGAGAGAGAAAGUGUUCUAGAGAGAUAUGGAGAUGGAAGAGGAAAUGGAGGUGGAGUUUAUGGUUUUUGAGGCGCGUGAAGUUGAUCUUGAUUACGAGUUUGAUGCUGCAAUGUACUUCGAUUUCACACUCCAGGAGUCAAUCGCGGAGGCGCGUGAAGCUGAGCGGUGGUUUGAUACGGCUUUGAGUUAUCCUCCUUCUCCAUUUGUGGCGAAGUUAGUGAUAGGAGAGGACUGUCUACUGGAAAAUGUUAAUACCUCUCCAAAAUCUAAAGAUGAUGAAAAUAUGGCCUCUCUGCUCAAUGAUGAUAUGGGUCCAAAAGUUUCUGCAAUAGAGGUGGACGAUAGAGAAUGUGAACGAACAUACAGAGGGAUCUUCACCAACAUACAGAGUGGCAACCUGCAAAAAGUUUCAAAUCAACGAGUAGAAUUAGCAACAGGAUUGACCUUUUGCCAUCAGAAAUCUACUGAUAAAUCAAAACCCAAGGUGAAGUCCUCUGUCAAGCCAACAUUUCCCAGAAGUUCAACUUUGAUGAAACCUACAGCUAGUCAGUUGGCUAAGCAAAAUCAGACCCCUCAAGUUGGUGGUUCCAGAUUUCAGUCACAACUGGAUCAAAAGGAGAGAGGCUUAUGCAAUUCAUCUGCAGUUGAUAGUCAUUCUGCCAAGAGGCAGAAACUGGAAGGAGGUCACUUGCGUAAGAUUGGUGAUGGAAAGCAGCAAACAGAUUUCAUCCACAAGACAUCUAAAAAGGAUGGUAGUGUUGAUAAAAUCUCUGCUCAUGCAAAACUAAGGCUCACUGUUCCAAGAGAGCCUGACCUAGAAACAGCACAUAGGGCUCAAAGGACCAGGCCCAAAGAUAGUAUAGAACAGCAACACAUGACAGCACCUGCACGGAGAUUCAAAGCACGCCCAUUGAACCGAAAAAUUCUUGAGGCUCCUUCAUUGCCUCUUCCAAAGAAGAGCACUCCAAAGUUGCCCGAGUUUCAAGAAUUUCACCUAAAGACAUUGGAGAGGGCAAUGCAGCACACCUCUUCAGUUCCAUCUUCCUUAUUUCAGUGCAAUGAUUUGGACAAGGGGCUGGACAAACCUAGUACAAUUUCUGUCUCAGAAAAUGUGAAGACAGAAUCCAGAAGACCAACAACCAUGGAUGCUCCAAAGCAGGAUGGAUGUUGUGCAACGCAUAUAUUCAAAGCUCGCCCUCUGAAUAAGAAGAUAUUCUCAAGUAAAGGAGAAAUGGGUGUUUUUCGGAAUAGCAAGCGGGAAACCACGGUGCCAAUGGAGUUUAAUUUUCAUACGGAGAAGAGGUUUCAACAUAAUCCACCCAUAGAUCUUUUCAGCAAGCUCUCCCUUACAAGUGAACUCCAACCAAAUAACAGGUCACAAUUGCAAUUUCCUCAAUCGAGCAAUAUAUAUAUGAAGGGCUCGAAAGAAAAUAGACUGAAUCCUUUGCAAACAGGGCAGAAGAUGCUGAAAGAAAGGCAACCUAUGUUUGGUGGAAGGCAGCAGAUUCAGUAUGGGACCAAUACAGGCAGCACCAAUGAAGUUGUAAACCAAUUGAGCAGGAGGAACUUGGGCAUCCGGUGAGAUUUGUGAAUUACUCGGACAAGAAUCAUCAACCGUUUUGUUAUACAGAAAAGUCAUGGAAGUCCGUAUCGCUUGAAAUGAAUUGUUUACCGGGGAAGAAACUGAUCUCACACAUUGAUGUAAAGCUAACCUCCGUCCCCUACAAUUUUGUAGGCUUGUCCCCGAUCCAAUAAAAUUAUUACAUGGCCGGUGUUGUACAGGCAUUAAGGCCUUCUUACCUUUAUACCACCACCUUCACUUCUGUAGCAUGAACAACAAAUGAAAUGGUUAAUGGUAAAUACAGAAUACAGAAUUGAUAGUGUUAUUGGAGUUUCA
This is a messenger RNA of Populus nigra (black poplar), 2067 nucleotides long. RefSeq names its product protein TPX2-like. Gene Ontology annotation, cellular component: nuclear microtubule; mitotic spindle. The record is from RefSeq and is a predicted model, not a curated record. The coding region runs from base 196 to 1752 and encodes 518 amino acids. Gene Ontology annotation, biological process: regulation of mitotic spindle organization; mitotic spindle assembly; activation of protein kinase activity. NCBI's taxonomy places the organism in Eukaryota, Viridiplantae, Streptophyta, Magnoliopsida, Malpighiales, Salicaceae. The transcript is spliced from 18 exons. Gene Ontology annotation, molecular function: microtubule binding; protein kinase activator activity.